Messenger RNA from Mycena citricolor, 746 nucleotides. NCBI's taxonomy places the organism in Eukaryota, Fungi, Basidiomycota, Agaricomycetes, Agaricales, Mycenaceae. The record is from the annotation of a GenBank genome assembly.
AUGCGGAGCGACGUAGAUGCCGGUUCAUUGCCGGUUGAUCGCAACAGCGUGUCACGUGCUACUAUCCAGUCGACGACAUUCAGCCUACCUUUUCCCUUAUUUCGCGGCCCCGACGACGACAGCGUUCAAGCAUUGUCUACUAGUCCUUCAAGAUGGUUAGCAAUCUUGCGCGCUUCAAAGACCCAAUCACUCACUAUCGAACCUUUCGUUCCACAGGCUGACGCACCCAUAACCCUCCGCACUCGCAAGUUCAUCACCAACCGCCUCCUUGCCCGUCGUCAAUUCGUCAUCGAGGUCUUGCACCCCUCUCGUGCGAAUGUCUCCAAGGCCGAGCUUUCUGAGAAGCUUGCUGCCGUGUACAAGACCCAGAAGGAUCGUGUCGUGACCUUCGGCUUCAGGACACAAUUCGGUGGUGGAAGGAGCACGGGUUUCGCCCUCAUCUACGAUGACGAGGAAUCGCAGAAAAAGUUCGAGCCGAAGUACCGGCUGGUUCGCUCAGGCUUGCAGGCUAAGGUCGACAAGCCCUCCCGUAAACUACGAAAGGAGCGCAAGAACCGUGCGAAGAAGUUCCGUGGUACCAAAAAGUCCAAGGCUGCCGAUGCACCGAAGAAGAAGUAGUCGGUUCAUCGUGGUAUUGGUUCUCUUGUGCGGGCGUUGAUGAUGACAACCGAAAACUAGGGCCAUGUAUGCUAUCUUACAAUCCAUGCUCUAUGCCCUUUCUUUUCUCCUUUUGAUGCUUCAAUUUG